Phytophthora infestans T30-4 is the source of this 456-nucleotide messenger RNA. RefSeq lists its product as uncharacterized. Bases 1 to 456 code for a protein of 151 amino acids. NCBI's taxonomy places the organism in Eukaryota, Oomycota, Peronosporomycetes, Peronosporales, Peronosporaceae. The transcript has 5 exons. The record is from RefSeq and is a predicted model, not a curated record.
AUGAGUCCGAAAACCCUGGAAGCGAAGAAGUCGUGGUGCCAAGGCUUCACGCGUCGCAACCAUCUGACCAUCCGACGUUUCGCAGGCGUUCUAUCUUUGAGCGUGCAAUGGAAGGUCUCCGGUGUAUCACGAACGGAAGCAAUGCGAGUAGCGGAGCGGAUGAGGCCGUCGACACGCAAAAGGCUCUCUCCUGAUUCCGCGAGCGGCAACGACUACAUCAUAGAGGACGAGAACAAUGUUACGGACGGUAGCGAUUUUGCGCUAGGCACGACAUCGAGUUCGACUUCGGACAAACAAGAAGAGACAUGGGUGCGGUACGCUAAGGCGUUGGUGUGCACCCACGCGGGAAAAUACAAGUCUCGUGGGAAGGGCAAGAGUGCGCGCCAAGAAUAUCGCUCAACCGAGUGGUACAACUUACAAUGUCGGGUACUGUCGGGCACUGUAGGUGGAGAUUAG